GAUGAUGAUGAUGAUGAUGAUGAUGAUGAUGAUGAUGAUGAUGAUGACAAUUGGCUCGAGGACGACAUGCGCACAAGACGAGCGCCUAGCCAACUACGACACUACAAACUCCCUCGAGAUGCUAGUCCACCUGAGCCCGAAGAUAAAUUUCCUUCUCAUGGUAAGUCCUUUAUGGAAUUAUUUUCUCGGUUUCGUCUCCCCCCCCCAGCCCGGACAAACGCAACAUUUUUUUUCUACCAACCCGCAUGUUGGUAGCCUGUACCUAUUACGCAUUUAUCUGGCUGUGGCUAACAGGCAUCGGCCCCACUAUUCAUAUCAACUCUCGGUCUUAAGACUGAUCAGAAGACACUACUGGAAUUUUCGUUUUCUCCAUCCUCCCCUCUACAGCAUGGUUUUUUAA
Dibothriocephalus latus is the source of this 400-nucleotide messenger RNA. NCBI's taxonomy places the organism in Eukaryota, Metazoa, Platyhelminthes, Cestoda, Diphyllobothriidea, Diphyllobothriidae. The record is from the annotation of a GenBank genome assembly.